CAUUUUAUAAUCUAAGUGCAAUUAUCUGCAGUUCAAGAAGCUACAACUGUUAGUAUUUUGUACUAAAUGACCUACUUAUACAGUAUUUAGAAGAAUAUAAAUAAAUGUAUUAGCUCACCUGGUUUCAUUAUGUCAGUAGGGCCUGAUCCUAUAAACUGCUAUGCAUGCGUUCCUUAUUCAUGUGGGUAAUCACAUUCACAUUCACUUCAGUUGCAUCUAUUCAUCUACCCACAUGAGUGUUUGCAUGUUGGGCCUCUUCUCUUCCUGCAAGCUCUUUUUUCCUGAAGAGCCAGUGAAGAUUGUUAGGGCAAAAGGCCAGUAUAUAUAUGAUGAACAUGGAAGAGAAUACCUUGACUGUAUCAACAAUGUGUCUCAUGUUGGGCACUGCCAUCCUGAUGUAGUAAAAGCAGCACAUGAACAGAAUCAGUUGCUAAAUACAAAUUCUCGCUAUCUCCAUGACAAUUUGGUGGAUUAUGCAAAGAGACUUUCUAAAACACUGCCUGAGAAGCUGUGCACAUUCUAUUUUUUGAAUUCAGGAUCAGAAGCCAAUGAUCUUGCCUUGAGAUUGGCACGACAAUAUACAAAACACAAGGAUGUUAUUGUUCUGGACCAUGCUUACCAUGGACAUCUGACAUCCUUGAUUGACAUAAGUCCAUAUAAAUUCAGAAAUCUAGAAGGACAAAAGGAAUGGGUCCAUGUGGCUCCUCUCCCAGACACAUACCGUGGAAUGUACAGAGAAGACCAUAAAGAUUCAGUCUUAGCCUAUGCCAACGAAGUGAAAAAAAUAAUUGAGCAAGCACAAAAAAAGGGCAGAAAGAUUGCUGCAUUUUUCAUUGAAUCUUUGCCAAGUGUUGGUGGUCAGAUCAUUCCACCAGAAGGUUAUUUCCAGAUGAUAGCAGAACACAUACACAAGGCAGGAGGAGUUUUUGUUGCUGAUGAAAUUCAGGUUGGCUUUGGCAGGGUUGGCAAAUGUUUUUGGGCAUUCCAGCUUCAGGGAGAGGAUUUUGUACCUGAUAUUGUCACUAUGGGCAAACCAAUGGGAAAUGGGCACCCCAUCGCCUGUGUAGCAACAACUAAAGAAAUUGCAGAAGCAUUUGCAGACACUGGAGUGGAGUAUUUUAAUACAUUUGGAGGAAAUCCUGUUUCAUGUGCAAUAGGUUUAGCAGUUUUAGAUGUGAUUGAGAAGGAACAUCUUCAAGCACAUGCCACACAAGUAGGCAACUUCUUGAUGGAAUUACUGAAUCAGCAGAAGGUCAAGCAUCCUAUCAUUGGUGAUGUCAGGGGUGUUGGAUUAUUUAUUGGAGUGGAUUUGAUAAAAGAUCAAGAGAAAAGGACCCCAGCUACUAAAGAAGCUGAGUAUUUAAUAACAAGAUUAAAGAGAGAAUAUAUUCUGUUAAGUACAGAUGGUCCAGGAAGAAACGUGCUUAAGUUCAAGCCUCCACUGUGCUUUACUAUGGACAAUGCCAAAUUAGUUGUGGACAAAAUGGAUGAAAUAUUAACAGACAUGGAAAGAGAAAAGACAUGUGAGCCAGUAGGAAACCACCAUUAACUUUAGGCCUCAGCUCUAUCUGGCCAACAAUGGAACAGCUCAACUAUAACAAAAAAGGAAUGGUAAACUCUGCUUUGGAGUAUAAGCACCCUCAAUUUUUGCUUUAGGCUCUAAUCACUAUGCACCUAGGAUCCAACUCCACAAGUCUGUGUGACAGCCUGCUCCUUAGCCCACAAACUGCUCUACAUGCACUUGCUGGCUAAUGCACCAUUAUCCCUAGUGAAGUGUACAAGUCUUCUCUGCUGAACUGUUUCUAGAACUAGUUAAAAUAUCUGCUUAUUUCCCACUCCCCAACCCCCAUAGUUAUGCAAUCAUUUAAGUUUGCAGAGUUCAGCUUGCUUCCCCCCCUCCCCGUGGCACGUAGGAUUACUUGUGUUCCAUUUUAUUUUGCAUGCUCCCAUACCUUGAGGUAAAUGAAAAGGUAGUGAUCAUGUGGGCUAAAUGCUGUAGUUUGUUGCUGAUCUACCUGGAGCACUUCUAUAGCAACUUUCAAAGAAAGUCAGACUCACAGGAUGUUUCCUGAUGGCAGUGGGCUAGUACAACAGUAAGAUACAGGAAGUUUUAUACAGUCUAGAGCAGCGGUCCCCAACCUUUUCGUCUGGUGGGUGCCAGACGAAGGACCGUGGCAGCCAUCGAGCAUCUGCCGAAAUGCCGCCCAAUUUUGGCGGCGAUGCUUGUCAGCAGCAAGCGGUGUCAUGGAGAGGCGUCGCUGCCAAAAUGCCGCCGAAGUUUAGCAGAUGCUCGACCGCCGGCCGGGACGUAGGCGCAUUUAGAUGCCCCCGCGGGCGCCAUGGCGCCCACAGGCACCGCAUUGGGGACCGCUGGUCUAGAGCUUUAAGUACUCUCCAGGAAUAAGAUCUGAGAGAGGGGUAAAUUUCUUAGCUGCAUCUCCCACUAUUUGAUAGGCAGAGGCUAUUUCCCUCCUGAUUGCAGAUUCCAGAGUGAGUUCAAAGCUGUAGCACACCUGUGCUAGCUGUGCCCCCUUUUCCAGCCUGCUGCCAGAUAGUUCAUUCUACAGGUGUGUAAAAACUUGAAGAAUAUGAUUAGUAAGUAAGUGUACUGCCACCAUUAGGCCAUGGUCUACAACCAGAAGUACUGAAAUGAAAUAAAUACUGUUCCCUGGGAGUAAUAAUCCAGGGAGAGCAGAAUUAUGGGAGAUGCUGCUAGCAGAAAGGAUAUCAUCAGGUAAGAGAUUUACAGUGCUGCAGUUUAGUAUCUCCCACACUUCCAUUGCUUAUGAGAAGUAGUGAGCAGUGAACUGAAAUAGGGAGGGAUGAAAAAGAGAGAGGGUUAAUUGCACAAAAUGGCAAGGCUACUAGACUAGCCUAUGGAAACUGCUCCAGAGAACAGCAAACCCACUUUCUACAGAGUCUAAUAAAGGUGUUAAACAGAUGAUCAUGUUGCUGCCUUGCAUAUCUCU
Messenger RNA from Mauremys mutica (yellowpond turtle), 2969 nucleotides. RefSeq names its product 5-phosphohydroxy-L-lysine phospho-lyase (gene PHYKPL). Lineage: Eukaryota; Metazoa; Chordata; Testudines; Geoemydidae. The record is from RefSeq and is a predicted model, not a curated record. The transcript has 13 exons. Gene Ontology annotation, molecular function: transaminase activity; pyridoxal phosphate binding. Gene Ontology annotation, cellular component: mitochondrion. Bases 161 to 1549 code for a protein of 462 amino acids.